CACUUGUUCGAGACGACUGUUGAUUCGUUGAUAAUCAAUGCCAUAAAGUAUUCCAUCACCAUGGAAGAUGUAGCGUGGAAGUGCACGGCGGCGUUCGUGCUGGGCGCCGCAACACACUACUUCGUCUCCUCGUACAUGCUGACGGACAGCACAUCGCCUCCCAAGUCCUUGAGCAGUAGCAGCGACAACAGCAACGAAGAUGCCGCGGAGCCGCGCUCGGGCGCUUCGUCUCGAUCCUCAUCCGGCUCCUCGGAUGACUGGGAGGGCGAGGACUCCGUAAGUUGGGUGCCCCACAAGAUGGUUAUGUGCGUGCGUACAGAUCUGAAAAUGGGCAAAGGUAAAGUUGCGGCGCAAUGCUGCCACGCGACGCUGGGCGCUUAUAAGCGUGCGCUUAAGCGGACGCCAGACGCAGUUCGGGCGUGGGAAAUGCUGGGUCAGGCGAAGGUCUGCCUCAAGGUGGACUCAGAGGAGGAAAUGCUCGCUCUGGCCGAGAAAGCGGCAGAGCACGGACUCGUUAAUUACGUCGUGGUUGACGCUGGCAGGACGCAGAUUGCACCGGAGAGCAAGACGGUGCUGAGCAUUGGCCCGGCGCCACUGAAGGAGAUCGACGAGAUCACGGGCCACCUCAAGCUCAUGUGAGCGUGAAUUAUGCAGAAUAACGAGUUAACCGAUAUGCAUAACUCAACCGAGCAACGUUAGUUAAGGGGUGCUUUACAGUUUAUUUCCCUUCCUGCUUUGAUGACAGGAGAUGGAAGAUAUUUACUGCUCUAAAGCGUGUCUACCGAGUCGUAUUGCGAGCGGCUUUUGAGAACCCCAAAGUGUCGGAGUAUGAACACGGUUAACAAAACGCACAACGCUGCGACGCCAGUCGCUAGUGCUGUGGCUCCAAUUGUCAUCAACACGUUGUUCGUUGCAAAAUUGUCCGAGGCGCUGGAACCAGAGGCUGCCACAGGCGAGACGGAAGUGUAGUCGUUGUCAGACAUCAUCGUUUGAGCCGUGUCAACGCAGGCCAGAUACUGGUCCUUAGUCGUCCACCACUUGAGCGUACACAACGUUUUGGCGUGGCAAACUGCGUCCUUGCAAGGCCGAGCAUUGGGCGACCGCGCCUUCAUGUUCCAGUAGUAAUCCUCCACCAAGCUCGCGUUCUGCUCCACACGGUGCACAAAGGACGAGAGCUCGGGCAAAGAUAGCGACUUGAGACUGUAUGCCUCGCUCGCCUUAAACAAGAGCUUCCAGUCGAGUUGAGGCUCGAUCUCAGCGAUGUUGGAAGCGUACACAGCAUAGUCUAGCACCUCGUAUGUCUCGAUAUCGUAGUCCCAGACCAUGAAAGAUGGGUUGUUGCCAAAAAGCGGCGAGAUCGAGCCCG
Molecule: messenger RNA, 1366 nt
Organism: Phytophthora nicotianae INRA-310
Lineage: Eukaryota; Oomycota; Peronosporomycetes; Peronosporales; Peronosporaceae
Product: peptidyl-tRNA hydrolase
Exons: 3
Coding region: 61-639 (192 amino acids)
Cellular component (GO): cytosol; mitochondrion
Molecular function (GO): peptidyl-tRNA hydrolase activity
Source: RefSeq, a predicted model, not a curated record